AUGAUAAUCCGUGACGGCUAUGGAUUCGCCAUCGAUCGAGGUGGAACGUUCACAGAUGUUUAUGUGCAAAAACCGGAUGGCACCUCGAGAGUGCUAAAGUUGCUCUCAGAAGAUCCGGCCAACUACCGCGAUGCACCUACUGAGGCUAUCAGAAGGAUCCUCGAAGAGGAAUUGCACGCAAAAAUACCUCGAAACUGUCCUGUACCAACAGAGAAUAUAGCGUGGAUAAGAAUGGGAACAACGAUAGCAACCAAUGCACUUUUAGAGCGCAAGGGUGAACGAUGCGCACUUCUCAUCACUAAGGGAUUCAAAGUAAGCAUUUUGUGUGAAUGUUUUUGCCAUUAA
Anisakis simplex (herring worm) is the source of this 345-nucleotide messenger RNA. The record is from the annotation of a GenBank genome assembly. NCBI's taxonomy places the organism in Eukaryota, Metazoa, Nematoda, Chromadorea, Rhabditida, Anisakidae.